This is a messenger RNA of Schistosoma mattheei, 2012 nucleotides long. The record is from the annotation of a GenBank genome assembly. Lineage: Eukaryota; Metazoa; Platyhelminthes; Trematoda; Strigeidida; Schistosomatidae.
AUGAGAUGACCUUGCGCUAGCUUAAUUAUUGGGCGCUUGAUUGUAUUUCGCAAUGUUACCCGUGACACUCCUCAAAGCUGCAACGAAUCUUCCUAUGCUUGUUGAGUUGAAAAGUGGUGAAACUUAUAACGGUCACCUUGUUGCUUGCGAUGACUGGAUGAACAUUCAUCUUAAAGAAGUUAUUUGUACAUCUCGAGAUGGGGACCGCUUCUGGAAAAUGCCAGAGUGUUAUAUUCGUGGAAGCAUAAUAAAAUAUUUACGGAUUCCAGACGACGUAAUCGAUAAGGUUAAAGAGGACUUGCAGCUAGCCAAAAUGCGUAAUCGCUCUCAGUCUGCAGACACUGGGCGUGGGAGUUUUCAUAGAAAUAAGGCUAGAGGUCGGGGUGGUAAUGCUCCUAAUACUCGAGGUCGUGGAGGAGCAGGGCGUGGCGGGAGUGUACCUGGUGGUCCUGGUCGUGGUGGAGGAUUUCGUGGUAAAUAAGAAAGUCACUAAUUAUGAAUCUAAAUGUACUGUUUACUAUUUUGUGAAUAUUGACAAACUCACUUAUUUCCUUUCACAGUGUUAUAUAAAACAGAUAAUUUUAACUACAAAAAAUUACUUCCCAAGUGAAUGUAGUUAGACUACGCAAGACCAUACUCUUUCGGGUGUCACUAAGCACUCAGGCGUGUUCACUGAAUUCCACUGGUCAUCCUUAUAAAUCUACACAGUCUAUUAUAAGUAGGAGAAGCAAAGUAAUUGAUCCACAGGGUCAUAGGUUAUUACUCCAGCACUAUAGAAUAGAAAUCAUAGUCAGGAAACACGGCUUCAGUUGGGCGUCUGUAAAGUGUGGAGAAUUGAAAUAUUUAAAGUUUUUGACAAACAGAUUCAGUUAACAUCAUCACGCAUAGAAAUGAGAUGUGUUCUCAGUAUUAAGGGGAAAAUAUAUUAUCGUAACAGUUAUCUAGACAAGAAUAGUUUGGUUCUACUUGCGGUUAUUGGCCAGUAAUCGAGGUAUGAGUUUGUCACGAAUAUUAGAAUAAUCAACACGAAACUUAGUCGUAGUCGUAUAGUUGAACCACCGAUCCACAUCUCGAGUAACCAGUAUGAAUACAAAUAAGGAUGAGAGGGAGUCAGAUAGCCACCAACUAGGUGCUCCUAAGAUGUUUGUUUAUGAAUGAGAUAAACAGGACUGCCGAAUUUCUAGGGCAGAAAACAUUGAUUGCAUGGAAUUUUACUCCUAAAAUUAUUUUGUUUGAGAUAUAAUCAAGCGUUACAGGCAACGAUAUACAGUUGCUUAUUUGAGACUAGGAAUGCUGUUCGGUAGGUUUGUAAUGUUACUAUUGAUCCCACGAUUAAUUAGUGGAGAUAAUCUCAGUAACAGAAAAUUAAUAUGAAGGAGAAGAGGGUUGAUGGUCGGAUAAGGAUCAUCAAGUUUUUGGUUGUGUAGAGGAGCGGUAAUUCUCGGGUAUCAUCAUUGUUAAAAACUAGAGAGAUAAUUGAAUGAUAAAGUUUUUUGGUGUUGUUGCAGAACCACAAUCACUUGUCUUACUAAAAAUGUUGGAUUCCGGACUACAAUAUGCAAUAUUGAUGACCCUGUCAUACUGGAAUAAGUAGGAAUGUACUUCGUUAGAAACCUUUACUCGUGUAUGUCGUAUGAAUGGCUUAAAUAAAUAGCGAAUUAAUGUGAUCUCCAAAACCAUUGAUUACUAUUUGUGUAGAAGUAAUCUAGUAUUAUUAAGUUUUCCGUAAUGUCGAGAGGAUUUGUGAUUAGUCUUGCGAACAUAAAGAUUCCGAAGACAUGCCACCCAAAUUAGCUGUCAGUUUGAAUCCAUUUGCUUAUUAAGACGGCAUCAUAAUCGUUCCUGAUCCAUGGUUGAUGUUCGCUUGUUGUUUAAACCGAACAAUGAAGUUAGAUGACAGAAUAAUAAUAAUACCUUUGUAACUGAUGUUGCAUAGCAAACUAUUUAGAAAUCGUUAGCAGAAUUUUACGUGAAAUUCAUUACCAUCGAAUUAAACACCCGAAGUGUUAUCA